Molecule: messenger RNA, 1233 nt
Organism: Annulohypoxylon truncatum
Lineage: Eukaryota; Fungi; Ascomycota; Sordariomycetes; Xylariales; Hypoxylaceae
Product: NAD(P)-binding protein
Exons: 2
Coding region: 179-964 (261 amino acids)
Source: RefSeq, a predicted model, not a curated record
GACGGAUAUAGGCACUGUAUAGAGGCAUCUGCAGUUAACUGUGUCUUUGCAUGCAAUGACGUAAACGUGAAAAGGAGAGCUAUCGCGUGAUGUGGGGUUAUGUAUACUUAAAGAUCUCUUCCAGCAGACAUAAACCUCUCUCAUGCCCAUCGAAUCUUGCUAAUAUCCCCUAAAAACGAUGGCAUCUCUUCAUAACGUCCUUCUUCUUGGCGGCAGCGGAAAGGUCGCCCAGCUUCUAACGCCGCUGCUCCUCCAACGAUCGUGGAAUGUCACCAGCAUCAUCCGCGACCCCGCCCAGAUCGCAAAUCUGGAGAAGCUUGGCGAGGGCCAAAGCGGAAAACUAAGCGUUCUGGUUCGAAGCUUAGAAGAUGUCACGAGCGAGGCGCAGGCUAAGAGCCUCAUAGACGAGGUUAAGCCGGAUUACGUGGUUUGGAGCGCCGGUGCCGGCGGAAAAGGGGCACCGGAAAGGACAUUCAAGAUUGAUCGUGACGCGGCGUCUCAUUUCAUCCGCGCGUCCGUAGCGACGCCAUCGAUCACCAAGUUCGUCAUGAUCUCCUUCAUCGGGUCCCGCCUGAAGAAGCCGUCGUGGUGGACCGAGGAGAUCUGGCAGGAGGACCUGAACACCACGAGAAAGGUGCUGCAAAGGUACUACGAGGCCAAGGUGGCGGCAGACCAGGUUCUGUACGAGGAGGGGAAGAAGAGGAGCGACUUCGCGGGUAUCUGUCUUCGGCCGGGCGCCCUGACGUCAGAGCCGGCAGGUAAGGUCAGGCUCGGGAAGAUCCCCGUAGCAAAGGGAACUUCGAGUCGUGCGUCAGUCGCAAAUUUGACUGCAUUGCUGCUUGAUGCGCCCAAUGUCAAGAACUGCUGGCUUGACAUGCUGGAUGGUGAUGAAGACCCAGAAGCGGCUGUGAAGAAGGUUGUUGAGGAGGGAGUGGAUGCUGCUGAAGGGGAGCCAUUUUACUAAAGAGUCAGUGUCUCGGUCUAGUCUAUACUCUAAUUUCAAGGCGGCCUUAAAGACACUGCGGUCUAGAUAGCCGCCAUAGGGUCAAUGAAUGUCAGUGGAAUGAGUUAACGAGAUUUUCUACGCCAUUGAGAAUUAUCACAUAAGGAGGUAGGUAGGUACCUAGAUACCUACCGUACCUGCCCCUAUUAACAUGCCACAUAUAAAACAUCUUUCAAAUAGCUUUGCCUAGGGCAUUCAGGAAAUCACAAGUCUCUCAAUUACUAUAAUCU